ACGCGCGCCCACUGACGUCAGAACGGCAGCGGAGAAGACAGAGCCGGGGAGAUAGCGGGAGGGAUACACCGAGAGCGACGGACUGACGGACAGUGUGAAGCGGCGCUACACCUAGCGGGAUCUACUCCCUGCCGCCCUCCAACCGGUCCUAGGAACAAAACCACCUCCUCCUCCUCUCCCCCUUCCCUUAUCAACCGCCGGGGGAAGAAAAAGGAUCCGGGACCCUUCCACCCCGCUCCCGCCGGACCCGGGACCCCCCGAGCAGUCAUGGGCUGCACCCUGAGCGCGGAGGAGAGAGCUGCGCUGGAGAGAAGCAAACAGAUCGAGAAGAACCUGAAGGAGGAUGGGAUCAGCGCGGCCAAGGAUGUCAAGCUGCUGCUGCUGGGGGCCGGGGAAUCUGGGAAGAGCACCAUUGUGAAGCAGAUGAAAAUUAUCCAUGAAGAUGGCUUCUCAGGUGAAGAUGUCAAGCAGUACAAGCCUGUGGUUUAUAGUAACACUAUCCAAUCCCUGGCCGCCAUUGUUCGUGCCAUGGACACCUUGGGUAUAGAGUACGGUGAUAAAGAGCGAAGGGCUGAUGCCAAGAUGGUCUGUGACGUGGUGAGUCGCAUGGAAGACACAGAACCUUUCUCUCCUGAGCUGCUUUCGGCCAUGAUAAGACUGUGGUCAGAUUCUGGAAUCCAGGAGUGCUUCAACCGAUCCAGGGAAUAUCAACUUAACGACUCCGCUAAAUACUACCUAGACAGCUUAGAUCGGAUUGGAGCACCCGACUAUCAACCUACAGAGCAGGACAUUCUGCGGACCAGAGUGAAGACCACUGGCAUUGUAGAAACCCACUUCACCUUCAAAAACCUUCACUUCAGGCUGUUUGAUGUCGGGGGACAGCGAUCAGAACGGAAGAAGUGGAUCCACUGUUUUGAAGACGUGACAGCGAUCAUUUUUUGUGUGGCCCUGAGUGGUUACGAUCAGGUUCUUCACGAAGAUGAGACCACGAACCGAAUGCACGAAUCUCUAAUGCUCUUCGACUCCAUUUGUAACAACAAGUUCUUCAUUGACACAUCGAUCAUCCUCUUCCUCAACAAGAAGGACCUGUUUGCCGAGAAGAUCAAGAAGUCUCCUCUGACCAUCUGCUUUCCCGAGUAUACAGGUCCCAACACAUAUGACGAUGCAGCCGCUUACAUCCAAGCACAAUUUGAGAGCAAGAACCGCUCACCUAACAAGGAGAUCUACUGCCACAUGACCUGCGCCACAGAUACGAAUAACAUCCAAGUGGUAUUUGACGCCGUCACUGAUAUCAUCAUUGCCAACAACCUCAGAGGCUGCGGCUUGUACUGAUUCCUCUGUAUAGCAAUUUAUCUGCUGGUGAAACGAAAAUAAAUGCAAGCUGGUUAACUGAGAAGGCAACAUGAAAAAUUUAUAUAUAUAAAUAUAUAUAUAUAAAACCAAUGUUUUUAGUUUGUCUUAAAGAGCUGUCAACAGAACGGAUCUCCCAACAGCUCUGCACACCCUAGCCCUCCCCUUUCACCCCCAAAAAAGAAAGUCUGGAUUUGUAAGACUCUCUUUAUUGGCCCCCUUAAAAAAUAAAACCUUUUGGUUCUGAGAGAGCCUAACUUGCAAUUUGAAUUCUCUCCAGAACUGAUAAGGUUUGAAGGAGAUCUUUGGAUUAAGGGAACUUCAUGUAUUUUGAUCCUUUUUGAAGGAUUUGUGUGUUGCUGUAAGGUCACACUCUGCACCUCCAUUAAAUUAAACAAAAUUACAGGUAUAUCCUUUCUGUUCAGCUCUUGGAUAACAAAAUGGCAAAAAUAUCAAAAGAAAAAAAAAAAAAAUCAAGAUUUUCCAAACCAGGUAGAAGUGUUUGUGACACUUGCAGGACAGUGCGGUCAGCUUUUUAUUUUGUGGGUGCUGUAACUGUAUUGAGGGUCUGUGAGGGAUCAGGGAUUGCCCCCACUAGUCUGUAUAAAACGAAGUAGCGGGCCCCUCUUUGUCUUGAAAAGGUUUCAGUGCCAACCCAAACUGCGGAGUAGGGGGGAACAGUCUGCAAUUUUCAAGAGGGGACCAUACCCCCACAGUCCCUCCUUUCUCCGCACUGCUCUACGGACCCUCAAAUUGAUGUUCUGCUGGUAGCAUGACCUUUUGGCCUUUGUAAAAAAACAAAAACAAAAAAAUAUACAAAAACACAGCCUUCCUUAAAGUUGAUGUGUAAUGUUAUCACUGAAUUAGUGGCUGCAUAGGAUGCUGUAAAUCUGGUUUAGCUAAGUCUGUACAUUUAGAA
Messenger RNA from Bufo gargarizans (Asiatic toad), 2269 nucleotides. RefSeq names its product G protein subunit alpha o1 (gene GNAO1). Gene Ontology annotation, molecular function: G-protein beta/gamma-subunit complex binding; G protein-coupled serotonin receptor binding; GTP binding. Gene Ontology annotation, biological process: adenylate cyclase-modulating G protein-coupled receptor signaling pathway; G protein-coupled dopamine receptor signaling pathway. The transcript has 8 exons. The record is from RefSeq and is a predicted model, not a curated record. Gene Ontology annotation, cellular component: heterotrimeric G-protein complex. Lineage: Eukaryota; Metazoa; Chordata; Amphibia; Anura; Bufonidae. The coding region runs from base 268 to 1332 and encodes 354 amino acids.